AAGGAAACGGCAAGCAUCCAUGGCUGCAGCAACACAACAUCUAGUUCCAUUUUUUCAUCGAGCCAUGAGACCACACCCAUCUUAGGCCUACCGUGUGAUAACGAUGCUUCCUUACGAAAUGGCGAAGAACGACAAACAAAAGGGGCCCCAACAGCGAAGCUCAGCGCUCCCGAACGCAGCGGUACCGGCCAGCUUUCAGUCGAUGCCAAAUGGCGAGAACAAUAUUGCUACAAAGGCGGCUACUUAUCCUUUGUUAAAUGAAAACACCAAUGCAGCCUUACCUUCAUAUCCGCCACUUAUCCAGUAUCAACCUGCUCCUGAGUACUUGCAGGUACCACAAUGGAUUCCCGCAGCAUCUAUGUACAAUCCAGCGAUUCAAGGGUUUCCUUCUUCGCAUGGAAUCCAACCUCAUGACGCACCACCACAAUUUUCUGGCUACGCGGUAGCGAUGCUGCCCCCGAUGUUGCCCCCCAAGGAAAUGGGCGUAGCUGGAGUUCUGAAUACAGCUCCAGGGGCCGAAUCGUGGAGUGCCAUGAAUGCUAGUCUUCAGCCAUCGCCGCAGAAUAAGUUACCUUCGAUUUCGUAUCACCGGUCACCUCUCACUCCAAAAGGGACGAGCCUUCUUGGUCUUAGCCAUCCACAACUGUACAACCCAAAUUUCCUUGCAACUCCCCCAGUUCAGCCACCUGAAAUUGCCAUGUUGAGACAGCAACAACUCCCGCAGGGGUUGUCCUGGGUGGGAGGCACAAAUGGAAGUCCUCCUUUUUCUCCUUCACUGGACAAGACCAAGUUUUCUCUACAGCAGCAACACAAUGCGGCUGGGACUGGGACCAACCUUGCUCCAGGUCCGAUCAGUUGGGAUGUCCCUCCCCAGAAUCGACCGACAGAGCUUGCGUCCGUUCUAACCCAUGCUGCGGACUCAUGGAUGCACAAGCUUGAUCAGUUGCACCCAUCCCAAGCUCUCGAGACAAUUCAGGAUGGGAGUGCCUCCAAACUUUGUGAAGUGAAACCAGAUACCAAAACCAAGUGCUUCCCCAUUUCGGAGGACGACGUAAAUCGCCACGACGUGCUUUCUGGUCGUGGAUCGAAAUUCAAUGCUCACGAGGGCAACAUGACGUUUCGUGCACUGGUCUCCAAAUACAAGAAGGCGUAUCAGUGCGCGCAACGAUCCGCGAAGCGUAAGCUCGUAGGCAAGCUUGUCCACUUUGUCCGAGAAGGCCGGGGUCGGUUCCUUCAGCAAGACAAGAGUGACGGGAUGUGGUACGAGAUUGGCGAUGACAAAGCUUACUCCAAGUUAGCCCAGCUCCUUCGGGAAGGCUCGUCUGCUGCUUCCCUAUGCCGCGAGCUUGCGUCAGGAGCGAACGGCAACCAGUUUGAGCAGACAUUGAAGAAUACCAACAAUUGUUCCACUACGUCUGCCAAAACAACAGGAGACAACAAGCUGAUUUGAUUGAUUAGAAUCAAAUGAAUGGUAGCCUAUUCUAUCAUAGAGGAUCUGGUCUGUUCCCAUAGAGGCAAAGUUUCACGUGUAUGCUACUCUAAAAAGAGAAGAUUUAUUAGUUCGAGACACUUUUGAGUGUAAC
Seminavis robusta is the source of this 1583-nucleotide messenger RNA. The record is from the annotation of a GenBank genome assembly. Lineage: Eukaryota; Bacillariophyta; Bacillariophyceae; Naviculales; Naviculaceae.